Molecule: messenger RNA, 446 nt
Organism: Aplosporella prunicola CBS 121167
Lineage: Eukaryota; Fungi; Ascomycota; Dothideomycetes; Botryosphaeriales; Aplosporellaceae
Exons: 1
Source: RefSeq, a predicted model, not a curated record
UGCAAUAUCUACAGUUGAAGAAAGAAAGAACAAGAAGAAGCCACAAGGCAAUAUCCCAUCUCUAUGCGUGUUCGUCGUCUCUUCUUUUUUUGUAUACACAAUGGUUUACCCUGCCAGUCGCCGCCGACCCGUCUAUUAUUGUUUUGUUUUGUUGGUUGGUUGGUGUUUCGUGGUGAUGUCGUCCCAUAUGUUUGUUCCGCCAACGCCUCGAAAUCCCAAAGAUGAGUGUAGUGUGUGUUGCUGGUCAGAAUGCCUUUCCCACGGGUAUCCGCUCGUGUUCGCCGCCGCCAGAAAUACCCAGUUGCAACGCUAUGCAGAAACGCCUCCCGAAAAUACGCCAGAGUUGAAAUGUCCGCCCAUUGUCGUAAGACGCCGAUGCUGAGAGGAAUUGGUGGUGGUGGUGCGGAGGGCGACCUCCGAUGACGGAGUCGGCUCCCCCUUUUUUU